Suillus bovinus is the source of this 1979-nucleotide messenger RNA. Its product is annotated as cytochrome P450. The record is from RefSeq and is a predicted model, not a curated record. NCBI's taxonomy places the organism in Eukaryota, Fungi, Basidiomycota, Agaricomycetes, Boletales, Suillaceae. The coding region runs from base 18 to 1577 and encodes 519 amino acids. Gene Ontology annotation, molecular function: iron ion binding; monooxygenase activity; oxidoreductase activity, acting on paired donors, with incorporation or reduction of molecular oxygen. The transcript is spliced from 12 exons.
UGCGUACUGCUCUAAACAUGUAUCCUUCAGUCGAUGGUCGCCCUAGUAUCCUUGCUGUCUUACCUCUUUCCCUUGUUGUCUUCAUAGCCCUCAGGCGGUUCACAAAGAACCGACGGAACAAACUUUGCUUUCCUCCUGGCCCGGUACCCCUCCCACUGGUAGGAAACGUCUUAUCUAUCGACAGCAAGGAACCUUGGCUGUCGUAUACCGAAUUGGGUGCUGCCUAUGGUGACUUGAUUUUCGUGCGGCUUCUGGGCCAGGAAGUCGUAUCAAUCAAUUCCCAGCACAUCGCAGAAGCUUUGUUGGAUAAGCGGUCCGAGAUUUACUCUGAUCGACCAUACAUAGCCACAGCCGAACAAUUUGGUUGGUCCGCGAUCACCUUUGCAUUUACAGGUUAUGGUGACGAAUGGCGUCUUUCUCGGAGACUCUUCCACCAAGCUUUCCGUGCUAACUCUGCACUCAAGGUUCGCCCGAUGCAGAUCAGCCGGGCUCGUGAAAUGAUUGUCAACCUAAUCGAUGACCCUAAACACUAUCAUUCUCACUUCGCAACGUUCUCGUCAUCAGUUGGGAUGUCUGUCAUAUAUGACUACCAACCCAGCACUCGCGAUGAUCCUCUGGUUCGAAUCUUGGAAGAUACAGUAGCUGUUGGACUUGAGAUGACGACCCCAGAGAGGACAAUCUUGCUUCAACUCUUCCCCUUCUUACUGAAGUUACCUGAUUGGUGCUGGGGAUCCUCCAUCAAACGCGCUGCUCAAAUUUCGACCAGUUGUAUGGAAAAAAUGAGGGACUUGCCGUUUCAAUCUAUGGAGCAGCAUACGGCUGGAAGCUCGUUCCUCGGCCAGUCUUCGAUGGUUACAGAAAGUUUGCAACAGAUGGAGAAGCAAGACGAGGCAUAUAAGCCAAUGUUCGAGGUUGCCUUGAAGAGAGCAGCUGCAGCUGGUGUUAUGCAGUCAUAUGAAACGACCACGUCGACCUUAAUGGUUUUUGUUCUCGCUAUGGUAUUGCAUCCAGAGGUUCAGAGACGCGCACAAGCAGAAAUAGACUCGGUGAUCGGAAGAGAUCGAUUGCCUGUGUUUGAGGACAGAACAUCACUACCCUAUGUUGAAUCGAUUCUACGGGAGACUUUUCGAUGGCACCCCAUUCUACCCCUUGGUGUUCCACAUGCCACCUCGAGCGAUGAUACAUACAAUGGUUAUUUCAUUCCGAAAGGAACGACUGUCAUGUGUAACAUCUGGGCUAUUUCACGGGACGAAAAACGGUAUCCGAAUGCAUCUCAUUUUAUCCCGGAGAGAUUCCUAGAUGUUAACGGCGCGUUAACUGAUGAUGACCCAGCGGGAUACGUUUUUGGCUUAGGCCGGCGCGCAUGUCCAGGACGGUAUGCCGGUGAUGCCUCUGUGUGGUCUGCAAUAGCGACCAUGUUAGCCACGGUGGACUUUUCCUUUGCCAAGGAUGACAAUGGCAAAGUGAUCGAUUUCACCCCUCAAUUCAACCCGGGACUCGUUCGCUCCUUGAUGAACUUCCCUUGCAAUAUUACACUACGUUCUCAUGUGACCCCAGGACUCGAGGAUUUCAUCUGAUCCGGAUUAUGACAUGUAUACAAGAACUCGUUUGGAUUUCCUUGCAAUGUGCAGUUCAUGGGACGCUGUACCAGGGUGGUCUGGCACAGGUUGUUUGAAGUGCGGAGCAGUAGUCCCACGCCGUGUUGUUGAUAGAUACAACCGUAGCCUCCCGUUAUAGAGGUUUGACCUUGGAUUCCCUUUGUAGUCUGUCCCCGGUCCAACGCUGAAGUCCAUGGAUUGAAGCUCAAACCUAAACGAAAGAAGUGAACGCGUAUGCUAUGCACCAUAUAUUCAGUUAUACUCGUCUGUAUGUGCCAUGAUUGAUUUGGGGUACCAUAUCCAUAUUCACAUGAUGUACCCAGCUAUAUGACUCGAACGUACCCACCCUCAAAAACGUGGAGUUGGAAGUUCGAUAUCGUG